Messenger RNA from Hypanus sabinus (Atlantic stingray), 1715 nucleotides. RefSeq names its product thyrotropin subunit beta-like. The transcript has 3 exons. Gene Ontology annotation, biological process: G protein-coupled receptor signaling pathway. Gene Ontology annotation, molecular function: hormone activity. The coding region runs from base 65 to 622 and encodes 185 amino acids. Gene Ontology annotation, cellular component: cytoplasm; extracellular region. Lineage: Eukaryota; Metazoa; Chordata; Chondrichthyes; Myliobatiformes; Dasyatidae. The record is from RefSeq and is a predicted model, not a curated record.
CAGCGCGUAGUUUACCUGCGAACAUCCGGAGAUUAGUCAGGGACCGUUAUAAACCGUGCGGGGCAUGGGCUCGGGGCCACAGCCGGCUGGCAUCUCGUGUCUCCACCUCGCCCGGAAGCUUCGUUCCGCCUGGGUCCCGGCAGCGAUGGGUUGCUCUCUCCGUCUGUUGUGCCUCCUCCCGUGCCUGGCCCAGGUGGGCGCCCAGUGCUCCCUGUCACGGCAUGUGCUGCACGUGGAAAAGGAAGGGUGCGACUUCUGCCUGACCAUCAACACGACCAUCUGCGCCGGCUUCUGCAUGUCACAGGACGUCAACAUCAAAACCCUUCUGCCAAAGAUGGCCCUGACGCAGAGAGUCUGCACCUACCGGGAGAUCGAGUACAUUUCCAUAAGGCUACCGGGAUGUCCAGCCAACAUUGACCCCAUUUACAGGUUUCCGGUGGUCCUGAGCUGUGUGUGUAGCCAGUGCCUGACCGAUACGACAGACUGCACCAGUGGAAUCGAAGCACCCUUCUACUGCACCAAACCUCAGUGGAACAUCCCCUCCUCUCGCUCUCCCAUUCUCUCCCUCUCAGGUAACACACAGCAGCAGGAGGGUCUUCCUGUUCUUCCUCCGUUCUAUUAGAUCUUCAUUGAUCCUCACGUACCUCUUCCUCACGAUCAGAUUCACUUAUCACAUGAAAUACGUCAUUCACGCCCACAACCAACGUAUCAUACGGGGGGUGCUGGGGGCAGCCCACAAGCAUCGUCACCCAUUCUAGCACCAACACAGCAUGCCCACAAUGUUCAGCAAACCACACAAACAGCAGCAGCAAAACAAGCCCCUUUCCCACCCCCAAUCAUCCAACCUCAGGACAGCCAAAUCCAGGCCUCCAGCCUUCCCAGCAGGCUCACAAACUUCGGCCAUCAGACCUGGACUUCUGGUCGACCCCAGUAUUUCCUGGGAUCCCGUACUCUGCUGACAUGCUUACCUGGGGGCCUCCUGCCUGCAAGGACCGCCAGCCUGGGGGUCCAUUAGCCAUUGUACUUGCUGGGCUUUGCCUAGAAAGCUUAAGGGCCCAGAAUGUCCAACAAAGCCUUUUUUGCACGUCCUCAACUGACCCUAAAUGUUAAGCUGACCCUUAAACUCUACUCUGUCCCUUCCCUGCGCCGUAAUCCUUUGUUCAACAGAAAUCCAUCAGUCAUUCGCUGAUGAUUGAUCAUACACAGGACCCCAGCAGCUUUUUGAAAAAGAGCUCAAGAAUUCAGCAGCCAACCACUUCAUGUAAAAGUGCAUCCAAAAGCAAGUCUGACUCACUAACUGGUGUAAAACUGCAGUUGCAGACAGUGGCCAGCAACUGGCAGUAUAGGUCUACUUUUCCCCAUUGCUCCAUAACCUAUUGAGGUCCACCGGCAAAGAUUUAUUGGCAUCUUGUAAAAAUACAAAUCAUUGGUGCAGAAAAUUAAAGAGAUGAGCAAUUAUUGUAUUUAAAUCAAAUCCAACUUAGAAACACUUUAUAGAUGUGUAAUUAAUGUUUGCUGUUUAAUUUGUUAAGCACCAGAUUCACCCUCCAAGAUCGGUGAGGUUCCAUGAGGACUGAAUUGUCUGUCUGCUCAAUCUUCCUUUAAUGAUCCUCUGUUGAAACCUUUGUCUCCUGAACUUGAAUCCCAAGUGUUGUCUGAGAUACUUUGAAAUUCCAAAGUUCUGGUUACGCAUGCAAGGUUUUCAGAAUCUUCCA